Molecule: messenger RNA, 955 nt
Organism: Megalops cyprinoides (Indo-Pacific tarpon)
Lineage: Eukaryota; Metazoa; Chordata; Actinopteri; Elopiformes; Megalopidae
Gene: rab8b
Product: RAB8B, member RAS oncogene family
Exons: 8
Coding region: 73-696 (207 amino acids)
Biological process (GO): protein secretion; cellular response to insulin stimulus; regulation of exocytosis
Cellular component (GO): endosome; synaptic vesicle; plasma membrane
Molecular function (GO): GTP binding; GTPase activity
Source: RefSeq, a predicted model, not a curated record
AUACUGUAGUAAGCGCUCGCUACCCUACCCGCUACAUUGUCAUUAUCAAGCGGAGAGCAGUGGAGGGAGAAAAUGGCGAAAACAUACGAUUAUCUCUUUAAACUCUUGCUUAUAGGAGACAGCGGGGUCGGGAAAACAUGUCUGCUGUUCAGAUUCAGCGAGGACGCGUUCAACACCACCUUCAUAUCUACAAUAGGGAUUGACUUCAAAAUCAGAACGAUAGAGCUGGAUGGGAAGAAAAUCAAGCUCCAGAUAUGGGACACAGCUGGCCAGGAGAGGUUCCGGACCAUCACGACAGCGUACUACCGCGGCGCGAUGGGAAUAAUGCUGGUGUACGACAUCACCAACGAGAAAUCCUUCGAAAACAUCAAGAACUGGAUCAGGAACAUCGAGGAGCAUGCAUCAUCAGACGUGGAGAGGAUGAUCCUGGGGAACAAAUGUGACAUGAAUGACAAGAGGCAGGUGUACAAAGAGAGAGGAGAGAAGUUAGCCAUAGAUUACGGGAUCAAGUUCCUGGAAACAAGUGCAAAAUCCAGCAUAAAUGUUGAAGAGGCCUUCUUCACGCUGGGCAGAGACAUCAUGACGAGGCUCAACAGGAAAAUGAAUGACAACAAUCCGUCAGGCGGAGGAGGACCCGUCAAAAUCACGGAGAACCGGUCCAAGAAGAGCAGCUUUUUCCGGUGUACGCUGCUCUAACGGACCCCCCCCUCCCCCCUCUCUGCGGACUCGUACACCCGUCUUUCUCUGCUUCCUCAGAGAGCGCGACAUCUCUCGGCCUGCGAAAGGACUCUGGGCUGGCUGUUGCUGAGAGCUGUGUAUUCUGUUGACCACAGUGGAAGGAGUCUCGCGGUCCCAUUUCAGAACAUUAAAAAAAAAAGAAAAACAACGGAAAAACAGGAGCGAUCAAGACAUGUCGACGGGCCAGCUGUUUACGCGUCACAGCCCCAUCCCCCCC